CAAAACCAAUAAUUAACGGUAAACUGCGUGACGGCUUAACAAAGACAAGUUUAACAAAAAUGUUAUGAGUAAAUGUUAAUAUAGUCUCCCUAAUAAUGCGUCGCGAAUGGACUUUCAAAAUGUGAACGGGAUGUUCAGGACACUUCCAAUGAAUGGAAGCGUUAAGCACAAAGCUAGCAGCUGUAGGCUACAUUAGGUUAGCUGCAGCACUUUGCGCACUUGGCCCCUGUUCGCUCACAACUGAAGUUACCUUUGGGGGGGCCUCACCCCUUCCCCUUCCCCAUCCUCAUCCUCAUCCUCAGGCAAACCCGUCAUCCAACCUAGCCCCCGUUUCCCUUCUUUCCAGCCGUACCUAAGCCAAAGCUGCCACUGCCAAGCUGUCAGACAUGUCGGGGCCUUUGCCAAGCCGGGCACGAGUGUACACAGAAGUCAACACUCAUCGCCCGAGGGAAUACUGGGACUAUGAGUCACAUGUUGUGGAAUGGGGAAAUCAAGAUGACUUUCAGUUGGUGCGCAAGUUGGGACGUGGGAAGUACAGCGAAGUCUUCGAGGCAAUAAACAUCACCAACAACGAGAAGGUGGUGGUAAAGAUCCUAAAGCCAGUGAAGAAGAAGAAAAUCAAACGCGAGAUCAAGAUUUUAGAAAACCUGCGUGGAGGUCCUAAUAUUAUUUCUCUCAUCGAUAUAGUAAAGGACCCCGUAUCCCGGACACCUGCUUUGGUCUUUGAGCAUGUAAACAACACAGACUUUAAGCAACUGUACCAAACUCUGACAGACUACGACAUCCGCUUCUACAUGUACGAGAUCCUCAAGGCUCUCGAUUACUGCCACAGCAUGGGAAUCAUGCACAGAGAUGUGAAGCCACAUAACGUCAUGAUCGAUCACGAGCAUCGAAAGCUGCGGCUUAUUGAUUGGGGCCUGGCAGAGUUUUACCAUCCAGGACAGGAGUACAAUGUGAGAGUCGCCUCGCGCUACUUCAAAGGACCUGAGCUCUUGGUGGACUACCAGAUGUACGACUACAGUCUGGACAUGUGGAGCUUGGGCUGCAUGUUGGCCAGCAUGAUCUUCAGGAAGGAACCAUUUUUCCACGGUCAUGACAACUACGAUCAGUUGGUGAGAAUAGCCAAAGUUUUGGGAACAGAAGACCUCUAUGACUAUAUUGACAAGUACAGCAUCGAGCUGGAACCUCGCUUCAAUGACAUUCUGGGAAGACAUUCUCGUAAACGGUGGGAGCGCUUCGUCCACAGCGAGAAUCAGCACCUGGUCAGCGCCGAGGCUCUGGAUUUCCUCGACAAGCUUUUGCGCUACGACCACCAGGCCCGAGUGACCGCCCGCGAGGCAAUGGACCACCCGUACUUCUUCUCCAUUGUGAAGGAUCAGUCUUGUAUGGCUGGAUCAGCCAACUUGCCAGGCGGUAACCCUGCUGUUUCUGCAGCCAGCAUGGUCACUGGUAUCUCUGCCUUGCCAGCCUCCACUGCCCUCGGCCCUCUCAGCGGCUCCACCGUCUUAUCGGCUAACACAAACGCCAUGAGCAGCCCGGCGGCCGCGGCCGCUGCUCUGCAAUGACAGCCAGCAUAACCUCUCCAUCUUCAGUCCAGCAUGACUCUGCCCGAAUGUGGAAAGGGCCAGAGCGGACAGCCGCUGCUCCACAUACCCUGCUAUGAUGGCGCCACAUAAACCUUUGAAUAGGAGGCCACCUUUCUAUUUAUUUAUUAUUUUUUAAUAAUUUGUUUUGUUUAGGUAAAAAAAAAAUUUUUACUUCUCCAGUAAGAUCCAAAAUGUUAACUUUAUAUCUGAAAUGAAAUUUUUGUCUCCAAAUUGUACAUUAGUACCUCCCUAGGAUUAUUUGGACAUUCUGAGCGUUGAGUCCAAGAGCAUGUGUUGUUUAUAACAUCUCAACAGUCCUGACUGUGACCUUUAUUAUGAGUCUGUGUUGUUUCAAAAGACCAGCAGUGACCGGACAAGAACAUGGAAGUGUUUUUAGGACCUCCUGGAGCGCAUUCUAUACAGUUUAAUUAAUAAUCCACAUUAUUUAACUCCAUAACUAAGGAGAAUCGCCAUGCCAUAUAGUCCAUCUCUUUGUUUCCGACAUGAAGCAAAGAGAUGGGCAUGGUGUACAACGUGUCUAUCUACCUUUCACUCAAUUGUUUUUUUUAAAUUGAUAAACAUUAAAAAUGAACUAUUUAUUACGCAUUUUCACUUGAGAUUCAACAAAUACAAUAACAAAUGUUUUUUGUGGGUGUUGGACUUUGUCCUCAGUGCAGCCAGAGAGGCAGGGAUUUGACAUCUCAGUUUUUCUGACCGAUUUGCCCGCGGUCUGCUUCGUCAGAUCGAGAUUUGUUCUUCUCUCUCAAGAAUCCACGGUUCUUCCACGUUUUCAAACGACCUCUUUCUUAAACAUGCUGCUUUCAACUCAUUGAAUGAUUUCAAGUGACUUUAACUUGAUUCACAUCAAGAUUUAACCAAAGUUUACUGUUAGUUGGAAGGCGAGACUGAAGAAAUGCAUUUCAUUUGAAUUUUUUUACACCGUCUUUCUGUUCCCUGUGAGAAGAUGAUCCUUUUCUACUGACCGCUGGUCAAAACUCCUUUAUGUCGUUUGGUCAGAUGAUUGGCUUCCACCAACACAACAGAAUCGAGGAUCUUUCCAAACUUGCUGGAUUUCACUUUUUUUUUUCUUUUCCAACAAGUCAGAACAUGACAGAGAAGGCGAGUAUUCUGAAGUGUGUCUGUGUAAAUAAAUGUUUUAUUUGUCUGAUAACUUG
Messenger RNA from Poecilia reticulata (guppy), 2761 nucleotides. Its product is annotated as casein kinase II subunit alpha. Gene Ontology annotation, biological process: regulation of cell cycle; peptidyl-serine phosphorylation; peptidyl-threonine phosphorylation. The record is from RefSeq and is a predicted model, not a curated record. Lineage: Eukaryota; Metazoa; Chordata; Actinopteri; Cyprinodontiformes; Poeciliidae. Gene Ontology annotation, cellular component: cytosol; nucleus; protein kinase CK2 complex. Gene Ontology annotation, molecular function: protein serine/threonine kinase activity; ATP binding.